GGGUGAGAUAAAAUGUCCGCACAGGAAAUAUUUAUCUUAUUAAACUUCAUUCAGAUGUUUUUGGUUCUUCUCUUAACAUUUAGUGCGAUAGAGACUUUGCAAAAAUGAUCAGUGCUAAUGUGCACCUUCUGUUUUACAUUAUUUUUUUGAUUAGUGCACACGUCAAGUCUGGAUUUACCACAACAAAAAUGGGGCCACAACCACUUUGGAACGCCACAUACACGGAUAAACUUCGACAUGACCUGCUCCUAAAUUACGACAAGUUUGCCAGACCCGCUCAACAUUUCAACAAAACAACCGUCCAAUUAGGGUUAGAAAUAAGGCACGUCGAAUUUAAUGAAUUUAAAUCCAUGUUGACUGCGUUUGCUUGGCUUCGACUGGUCUGGAAUGACGAAAAACUUAAAUGGAAUACCUCCGACUAUGGAGACAUUAACACCCUACAUAUUGCAGAACAUGAAAUUUGGCAACCAGAUAUUUACUUAUAUAACAGUGCAGUGAGUAGCCCACUCAACCAGUACGUAAAUACGCACAUUUUGGUAUAUCCUAAUGGAGAAGUUCUGUGGGUUCCUCCGGUGCAGCUAACGGUCCUUUGCACUGUACAUUUAAGGUACUGGCCAUUUGAUACACAAGAGUGUAACUUAGUCUUCGGGUCUUGGACUUAUAGCGGGGAACAAAUAGAUCUUGCUCAUUACAAUAAUCGAACAAUGGUUAACUUAGAAAUGGUAGUAACUAACGCAGAAUGGGAUAUAGCGAAAGCUGAACAAGUGAGAAAUGUAAAAAAGUAUGAUUGUUGCGAAGAACCGUAUCCUGAUAUAACAAUUAAAUUAGUUUUGAAUAGAAUACCUAAUGCUUACAAAACCAUUAUAAUUACACCAGCUUUUGUUAUCAUUACAUUGACAUUGUUGAGUUUUUGGCUACCUCCACAAGCAAGCGAAAAAAUAAUUAUUAACGGAUGUACGGCGAUAAUCAUUUGCUUAUUUAUGUUAUAUUUUUCGCAAAAACUUCCACUGAUGGGAAAGGAAAUUCCACUAGUUGUGCUAUUUUAUACAAGUUGCCUCUACAUAGUAUGUUUAUCAAUGAUUGGAUCUGUGGUAGUCAUUACAAUGUCCAGAACAAAGCACUGCAGCACUUUACCUUGGAUCAUAAAGCAACCACUUACUGGAAAAUUUGGAAAACUAUUGGGAUUGGAAUCCUACAUAUACCAGAGUGGAAACUCUAGCCAUAGAGUAACAGCUGAAGAAAUGCGGGAUCACCAGGUGACCGACUUUGAAGAUGGAAACAGCAGCGAGGAUAACCACAUCAUUAAAUCUCAAUUGUCUGCCACUAAACCAAGUCUACAAAGGGACUGGAUAUUAUUAGCUGCUGCAAUAGACCGAUUAUCGUUUUGUUUUUACUGCUUCUUAUUUGUUAUUUUGUCCAUAGCAUAUUCUUUGUAACUUAAGGAUAAAUAAAUUUGGAAAAAUAUUUUGUUUUAUUCUUACAAAGAAUGACCUAAUUGAAAAUAAAAAACAAAUUAGCUAUGUAUAAUAUAAAAACACUAAUUGAAAUUAGGGUAAUAACAUUUAUACCAAACAAGUCUACAAAGGGACUGGAUAUUAUUAGCUGCUGCAAUAGACCGAUUAUCGUUUUGUUUUUACUGCUUCUUAUUUGUUAUUUUGUCCAUAGCAUAUUCUUUGUAACUUAAGGAUAAAUAAAUAAUUUGGAAAAAUAUUUUGUUUUAUUCUUACAAAGAAUGACCUAAUUGAAAAUAAAAAACAAAUUAGCUAUGUAUAAUAUAAAAACACUAAUUGAAAUUAGGGUAAUAACAUUUAUACCAAACAUCUAGCACAUCUAGUUUUAAUUAAUAAUAAUAAAAUUGAGUCUGUAAAUAUUUUUAUUUGAGAAAAACAGUUUAGGUAAAACAGAUAAAAUUAGCGACAAAAAUUGGGAACUUCAACAUCAUCAACUCUUUGUCUCUUACGUGCAUGCAUCUCUUCAAAAAACUCUUUUAUAUCUUCUUCUCUAACAACCUUCUUGUUUUCAGCGAAUUUUUUGAGGUAUUCACCAAGUCUUUCUUUCAAAUCAUUGUAUCCUGCAAUACAGUCUACCAAUUGGACGCGGUUCAUUGAUUUCAUGAUUUGUUUGUCAUGAUCCUCAACAAUUUCCUGAAUUUUAGCUUUGCCUUUUUCUUCGUAUAGAUGUACUGGGUCCUCAUGGUCUAAAAGAAAUGCUACAUCUUGAUUUUCGUACAUUUUAAGACAGUCGUCACAUGUACACAAUUCUUUACGCCAGCCUACCUAAAAAAGUACCAUACAUUUAAAUAUAUAUUAUAUAAUUUAGAAGUAAAACUUUACUAACCUCUGGCCAAAAUUUAGCACAAAUCUUGAGAGAUUUUUCUUUUGGUUUUUUGCAAUCAGCUGGAGUUUCUGCUUCUACAUUAUUGCCCUUUUCUUCUGAAUCAUUUGGAUUUGGGGCAGUAGUUACAUCUACAGUGCUAUCUUCAGUAGUUCUCAGAGGUUUAAGCAUACUAAAUGAAUCAUAAUGCAAUAAAAAUUCAUGUUUGGUAAUACAGGCCUCACAAAUCAUUUCUAAAAAAAAAAUAAUGGGUUAUCAAAAUGAAUUAGACAACAAAUAUAUAAUGUACCCACUACAUUAACAUUAAUUUUCAAUUAACCUACCAGCAAAAUUAUUAGCUGGUACUUCUGUUCCAAGAUGCCUGGUAUGAUACCAAUCCUCACAAAUAAUACAUUGAAUCAUUUCAUCAGGUACCGGAUCCUCCAUAUCUGGAAAAGGGCGAUGGCAAACACAAUACAAACCAGAAAAGUUUUGAUUGUAAGUGUUUAGAUCAUUUUUAUCAGUUUUUUCGUUUAAUAAGUUGCAUUGUGCAUUAGAAAAUUUCGAGUUUCCACAAUCACAGCGAAAAUUCCUCUUAGUGUACAAUUCUACAAGAUCAUGGCCUUCAUGGCAAUGGUAGCUGCAGGCCAAGCAAACUCCUGCUCCCUUUUCAGGAUCCUCUUUAGCCCCAGGAAUGCACGUGAGACAGGAGUAGAGUGCUUGUCUUUUGAGGUAACCCU
Messenger RNA from Psylliodes chrysocephalus, 3053 nucleotides. Lineage: Eukaryota; Metazoa; Arthropoda; Insecta; Coleoptera; Chrysomelidae. The record is from the annotation of a GenBank genome assembly.